This is a messenger RNA of Pristis pectinata (smalltooth sawfish), 6722 nucleotides long. It is a transcript of the gene myh11b, whose product is annotated as myosin, heavy chain 11b, smooth muscle. Gene Ontology annotation, cellular component: myosin complex. Lineage: Eukaryota; Metazoa; Chordata; Chondrichthyes; Rhinopristiformes; Pristidae. The coding region runs from base 139 to 6066 and encodes 1975 amino acids. Gene Ontology annotation, molecular function: ATP binding; cytoskeletal motor activity; actin filament binding. The transcript has 41 exons. The record is from RefSeq and is a predicted model, not a curated record.
GUUAAAUAGUGAGGAUCGCGGGCACCGCUUACUCGGUCUCUUCCCACUCUGUGCAGGCGCGUGUUUCUUCUCCUGGGCAUUUUCAUCCGGACUCUCACCAGCUCUCCUACAUAGCCAGUCUUCAGUCAUUAGGACAUAAUGGCACAGAAGUCUGGCAGCCAGGCUGGAGAAGCUGACUCCUUUCUCUUUGUGGACAAAACCUUCAACAAUCCACUAGCUCAGGCUGACUGGGCCGCGAAGAGAUUGGUCUGGGUGCCUUCGGACCGCAAUGGCUUUGAAGCUGCAAGCAUUAAGGAGGAAAAGGGGGAGGAAGUUAUUGUCGAAUUAAUGGAAAAUGGAAAGAAAGUUACAAUUAACAAAGAUGAUAUCCAGAAGAUGAAUCCCCCCAAGUUCUCCAAAGUAGAGGACAUGGCCGAACUGACUUGCCUGAAUGAAGCUUCUGUGCUGCAUAAUCUGAGGGAGCGCUACUUCUCAGGACUUAUCUAUACGUAUUCAGGUCUUUUCUGUGUUGUCGUAAAUCCAUACAAAAUGCUGCCCAUCUAUUCUGAGAAGAUUGUAGAAAUGUACAAAGGGAAGAAGAGGCAUGAGAUGCCACCACACAUCUAUGCCAUUGCAGACACUGCAUACAGGAGCAUGCUACAAGAUCGUGAAGACCAGUCAAUUUUGUGCACGGGUGAAUCUGGAGCUGGGAAGACAGAAAACACAAAGAAAGUCAUUCAAUAUCUGGCUGUGGUUGCUUCCUCCCACAAGAGCAAGAAAGAUGCUAAUGCUAUAGGAGAGCUGGAGAAACAACUCCUUCAGGCCAAUCCCAUUCUGGAAGCUUUUGGCAAUGCAAAGACUGUAAAAAAUGACAACUCAUCACGCUUUGGAAAAUUCAUCCGCAUCAAUUUUGAUGUCACUGGCUAUAUCGUUGGAGCAAACAUCGAUACCUACUUGCUUGAGAAAUCACGUGCUAUUCGGCAGGCCUUGGAAGAAAGGACUUUCCACAUUUUCUACUACCUUCUCACUGGGGCUGGAACAAAGAUGAGAGAGGAUCUACUGUUGGAAUCAUUCAGCAACUACAGGUUCUUGUCUAAUGGCCACGUCCCCAUUCCCGGGCAGGACGAUAAAGACAUGUUUGAGGAAACCUCCGAAGCCAUGACUAUUAUGGGAUUUUCAAGUGAAGAACAGACCUCUAUAUUGAGGAUUGUUUCAUCUGUGUUGCAACUUGGUAACAUUUGUUUCAAAAAGGAGCGGAACACUGACCAGGCGUCAAUGCCCGACAAUACAGUUGCACAGAAGGUGUGCCACUUGUUGGGUAUGAAUGUGACCGACUUCACCAGGGCGAUCCUGAGUCCUCGGAUUAAAGUCGGACGUGAUUACGUUCAGAAAGCCCAGACCAAGGAGCAGGCGGACUUUGCUGUGGAAGCUUUGGCCAAGGCAAUGUAUGAACGUUUGUUUCGCUGGCUGCUCAUUCGUAUCAACAAAGCUCUGGACAGGACGAAGAGACAGGGCUCCACGUUCCUUGGAAUUCUCGACAUCGCUGGUUUUGAGAUAUUUGUGGACAAUUCUUUUGAACAACUCUGCAUCAACUACACCAAUGAAAAGCUACAACAGUUGUUCAACCACACUAUGUUCAUCCUGGAGCAGGAAGAGUACCAGAGAGAGGGUAUUGAAUGGAAUUUCAUUGACUUUGGUCUGGAUCUGCAACCCUGCAUAGAACUAAUUGAAAGAGUGACUGGCCCCCCAGGUAUUCUUGCUUUGCUGGAUGAAGAAUGCUGGUUCCCUAAGGCUACAGACAAGUCAUUUGUGGAGAAAGUUGUUCAGGAACUAGGUAACCACACAAAAUUUGCCAAACCCAAACAACUGAAGGACAAAGGCGACUUCUGUAUUGUUCAUUAUGCUGGCAAGGUCCCCUACAAUGCGGGAAACUGGCUGACCAAAAACAUGGAUCCGUUAAAUGAUAACGUUGCCACACUGCUGAACCAGUCAUCUGAUAAGUAUGUAGCAGAAUUGUGGAAAGAUGUUGACCGUAUUGUUGGUUUGGACCAAGUGGCUAAAAUGAGUGAAAGUACUCCAGGGGCCUCGAAAACCAAGAAGGGCAUGUUCCGUACUGUGGGGCAGUUAUAUAAAGAACAACUGACCAAACUCAUGACAACACUGAGGAACACCAGCCCCAAUUUUGUGCGCUGUAUCAUUCCAAACCAUGAAAAGAGGGCUGGCAAGCUUGAUGCACAUCUUGUGCUGGAACAGUUACGGUGCAAUGGUGUUUUGGAAGGCAUCCGGAUCUGCCGUCAAGGAUUUCCUAACAGGAUUAUCUUCCAGGAAUUCCGCCAAAGAUAUGAAAUCCUAACACCAGGUGCUAUUCCAAAAGGAUUCAUGGAUGGAAAACAGGCUUGUGUACUUAUGAUUAAAGCCCUGGAACUGGAUACUAACCUGUACAGGAUUGGACAAAGUAAGAUCUUCUUCCGAACUGGUGUACUGGCCCACCUGGAAGAGGAGAGAGAUUUGAAAAUUACAGAUGUCAUUAUUGCUUUCCAAGCUCGAAGCAGAGGGUUCCUGGCCAGAAAGGCCUUUGCCAAACGGCAGCAGCAGCUCACCGCCAUGAAAGUGAUUCAGAGAAACUGUGCUGCUUACCUUAAACUGCGGAACUGGCAAUGGUGGAGGCUGUUCACUAAGGUUAAACCACUGCUGCAAGUCACGCGUCAAGAGGAGGAAAUGCAACUGAAGGAAGAUGAGUUACAGAGGACAAGGGAAAAGCAACAGAAAGCAGAGCUUUACCUUUCAGAACUUGAAAAGAAGCAUAAUCAGGUAGUGGAGGAAAAGAAUUCCCUUCAGGAGCAACUACAGGCUGAAACUGAGUUAUAUGCUGAGGCAGAAGAGAUGAGAAUUCGCCUAGAAACUAAGAAGCAAGAACUAGAGGAGAUCCUUCAUGAAAUGGAGGCGCGAAUUGAAGAGGAGGAAGAACGAGGCCAUCAAAUGUUAAAUGAAAAGAAGAAAAUGCAAACCCAAAUCCUGGAUUUGGAGGAACAGCUGGAUGAAGAGGAAGCUGCACGGCAGAAGCUGCAACUGGAGAAAGUGACCCUCGAUGCCAAACUUAAGAAGAUGGAGGAUGACAUCUUGAUCUUGGAAGACCAAAAUCUCAAAUUUGCAAAGGAAAAGAAACUCCUAGAUGAGAGGAUAGCUGACUUUACCACCAAUCUUGCAGAAGAGGAAGAGAAAGCAAAGAACCUGACAAAACUGAAAAAUAAACAUGAAUCGAUGAUUUCGGAACUAGAAGUGCGGCUGAAGAAGGAAGAGAAGACCAGACAGGAGUUGGAGAAGCUGAAGAGGAAGUUAGAGGGAGAAGGAUCAGAUCUGCAUGAGCAGCUGGCAGAACUUCAGCAGCAGAUUGCAGAACUGAAGAUGCAGCUGGCAAAGAAAGAAGAGGAAUUACAGGCUGCAAUGAACAGGCUUGAUGAAGAAACUGCACUAAAGAAUAAUGCUCUGAAGAAAAUCCGUGAGUUGGAAGCCUUUAUAUCAGAUCUUCAAGAGGAUCUAGACUCGGAGAGGUCAGCUCGGAACAAGGUGGAGAAACAAAAGAGAGAUCUGGGUGAAGAGUUGGAAGCCCUAAAGACAGAACUUGAAGAUACUUUAGAUACUACAGCUACACAACAAGAGUUGAGAGCUAAGAGAGAACAUGAAGUCUCAGAGAUGAAACGAGCUUUGGAGGAAGAGACGAGAACACAUGAGGCUCAAAUUCAUGAAAUGCGACAGAAACAUGGUCAAGCAAUAGAAGAAAUAACAGAACAGCUGGAGCAAGUAAAACGGGCUAAGGCUAACCUUGACAAAAACAAACAGACCCUGGAGAAGGAGAAUAAUGAGCUCUCAAAUGAGGUCAGGAUGUUGUCCACAGCCAAAGCCGAACUGGAGCACAAAAAGAAAAAGCUGGAGAGCCAAGUGCAGGAGUUCCAGGUUAAAGUGUCUGAUGGAGAACGUGCUCGGACUGAGCUCAACGACAGAGUGCACAAGUUACAGGGUGAGCUUGACAAUGUUACAGCCAUACUUAAUGAAGCUGAAGGUAAAUCAAUUAAACUUGCAAAGGACGUGUCGAGUAUCAGUUCCCAGCUUCAGGACACACAGGAACUACUCCAGGAAGAGACUCGGCAAAAGCUGAAUUUGUCCACCCGUUUGCGCCAGUUAGAGGAUGAUAAGAACAACCUCCAAGAGCAGUUGGAUGAAGAGGGAGAAGCCAAGAGAAACCUGGAGCGCCAGAUAUCCACCUUGACAGUGCAGCUGUCAGAUGCCAAGAAGAAAUUAAAUGAUGAUGCUACUACGUUGGAGGGUCUUGAGGAAGGAAAGAAGAAACUUCAGAGGGAAAUUGAAGCAAUUACCCAGAACUUUGAAGAAAAGGCAGCAGCUUAUGACAAACUGGAGAAAACAAAGAACAGGCUACAGCAAGAGCUCGAUGACCUUCUGGUGGACCUAGACAACCAGAGACAACUAGUUUCCAAUCUGGAGAAGAAACAAAAGAAAUUUGAUCAGAUGUUGGCAGAAGAGAAGAAUAUCUCUGCUAAAUUUGCAGAUGAAAGGGAUAGGGCAGAAGCUGAUGCUCGAGAAAAGGAGACAAAGGCCUUGGCAUUGACACGUGCUUUGGAUGAGGCUUUGUCGUCCAAGGAAGAUCUGGAGAGGCUCAAUAAGCAACUGCGAGCUGAGAUGGAAGAUAUUGUGAGCUCCAAAGAUGAUGUAGGAAAGAAUGUCCAUGAUCUGGAAAAAUCUAAACGUACCUUGGAGCAACAAGUGGAGGAGAUGAAGACCCAGUUAGAAGAACUUGAAGAUGAGCUCCAGGCUACAGAGGACGCCAAGCUAAGAUUAGAAGUCAACUUGCAAGCCCUGAAAGCACAGUUUGAUCGUGACUUGCAGGCCCGUGAUGAGCAGAAUGAGGAAAAGAGGAGGCAGCUUGUUAAGCAGGUGCACGAGCUUGAAUCUGAACUGGAAGAUGAACGUAAACAGCGCACGGUAGUGGCGGCUGCCAAGAAGAAGCUGGAGAUUGAUUUAAGUGACCUCGAAGGCCAGGUGGAAGUUGCCAUCAAGGGCCGUGAGGAUGCCAUAAAGCAACUAAAAAAACUUCAGGCUCAGAUGAAGGAUUACCAGCGUGAACUUGAGGAUGCCCGCAACUCCAGAGAAGAGGUCCUGGCUCAGGCUAAAGAGAAUGAGAAGAAAAACAAGAGUCUGGAGGCCGAACUCCUCCAACUCCAGGAGGAUUUGGCAGCUGCAGAACGUGCUCGCCGUCACGCUGAGCAGGAAAAAGAGGAACUAGCUGAGGAGUUAGCAGGCAACGUCUCUGGAAAGUCCGCACUACUGGAUGAAAAGCGCCGUCUGGAGAUGAGAAUAUCUCAGAUGGAGGAAGAGCUUGAAGAAGAGCAGAGUAACAUGGAAUCACUGAAUGAUCGCCUCAGGAAAGUGAUUCAGCAGUCAGAACAGCUAUCUAAUGAACUGGCUGCUGAGCGCAGUGCAAAUCAGAAGAACGAUGGUGCUCGGCAGCAACUUGAGAGGCAGAACAAAGAGCUGAAGGCCAAGCUCCAAGAAAUGGAAGGCACUGUCAAGUCCAAGUUCAAAUCAACAAUUACCUCUCUGGAGGCAAAGAUUGCCCAGCUGGAAGAGCAGCUGGAAGCAGAAGCAAAGGAGAAACAAGCAUACACCAAGGCAGCUCGUCGUACAGAGAAGAAACUGAAGGAGGUCAUGAUGCAGGUGGAGGACGAGCGAAGACAUGGGGAGCAGUAUAAAGAACAGGCAGAGAAAAGCAAUUCCCGCAUGAAGCAGCUCAAACGGCAGCUGGAAGAGGCAGAGGAAGAAUCCCAGCGGAUCAAUGCAUCUCGGCGCAAGCUUCAACGAGAGCUUGAAGAAGCCACAGAACUGAAUGAAACCAUGACCCGUGAAUGUAACACACUGAAGAACAAACUAAGGCGUGGAAAUGAGCCUGUGCUAGGCGGUGCUCGGAGAUCUGGUGGCAGACGCGGAAUGAUCGAUAACGCUUCACUAGAAAACUCUGAUGAAGAUGUUGGAGGACGAGAUGUAGACUUCAACAGCACAAAAUCUACUGAAUAAUGACAGUGUAGCAUAUAGUACUAUGGUAUAGAAGGGGGAAAAUAUAUAUAGAUGCUUAGAAAAAGCUUUAAAAAGGUCACACACAUGGUAUUUAACAGGGCACAGUUUUUCUACCCUUCAAACUACCCCAUCAUGAUAAAACAACUAUUUUCACAUGCAUGUAGUCAAAACCAUUUUAUUUUACUAAAUGUUUUACAUGUAUCAAAGUUUCAAAUAUUCUAGCAUUUAAAAUACACUGUAAAAAUGCAGGCUAAAACAUGUAUCCCUAAAAGUGCACUGCCUGAUGGGAUAAGAUUCUAAAAUAGUUGAUUAUUUUGUCACUGGACCAUGAAUAAAAUAGAUCAAUAUUAUAAGAAUGCACACUUCCCUUACUGAAAUGAUUUGAUCUUGCUCAUCAACACAGAUUUAUUAGAGAUGGGUGACCCAUCUGUGUCUUUAUAGAAAGAACCAAGCACAUUACUGUACUAUUUGCAAUACAUGCCUACUAGACCAUAGCAAUACUGGUCACAGAGUUCUAGAGAAGUGCUUUUUUUUAGCCACUUGAAGUACUGGAUUUAAAAUUAAUCUAUUAUUUGCAGUAAUAUAUUCAUAACUUGCUAAACUGUCUGCAAAGUAUCUCUGAAGCUGUUUAUGACCCACCAUCACAAAUAAAGGAC